Molecule: messenger RNA, 846 nt
Organism: Camelus dromedarius (Arabian camel)
Lineage: Eukaryota; Metazoa; Chordata; Mammalia; Artiodactyla; Camelidae
Product: histone H2B type 1-C/E/F/G/I
Exons: 1
Coding region: 42-422 (126 amino acids)
Cellular component (GO): nucleosome
Molecular function (GO): DNA binding; structural constituent of chromatin; protein heterodimerization activity
Source: RefSeq, a predicted model, not a curated record
UUCCUAUUUUCAUUUUAUCUUUGCUGUUUCAAGGUUUUAAAAUGCCUGAGCCAGCCAAGUCCGCUCCUGCCCCGAAAAAGGGCUCGAAGAAGGCGGUGACCAAGGCGCAGAAGAAGGACGGCAAGAAGCGCAAGCGCAGCCGCAAAGAGAGCUAUUCCGUGUACGUGUACAAGGUGCUGAAGCAGGUCCACCCGGACACUGGCAUCUCGUCCAAGGCUAUGGGCAUCAUGAACUCGUUCGUCAACGACAUCUUCGAGCGCAUCGCGGGCGAGGCAUCGCGCCUGGCGCAUUACAACAAGCGCUCGACCAUCACGUCCCGGGAGAUCCAGACGGCCGUGCGCCUGCUGCUUCCCGGGGAGCUGGCCAAACACGCCGUGUCCGAGGGCACCAAGGCCGUCACCAAGUACACCAGCUCCAAGUAAACUUGUCAAGUAAGCGUCUACACCUAACCCCAAAGGCUCUUUUAAGAGCCACCCACGUAUACACAAAAAGAGCUGCAAUCUGCCACUUAAUUUCGUACAGUGGAGUUGGUGCAAAAACUGCUUUUCCAUAAUUAAAUAAAAGCAUUGCCCAUUUGUCGCUCCUGACAUUAUUACCCCACGUUAUCCAUUUGCCGUUGCAAUUAGUGGCUCACCCCAAUUACAUAAAAACUGUUUAGACUUCCAGUGAUCAGUGUGGUGUAACUGAUACGGAGUGAUCCUAACAUGAAAAUUUUAAAACGGUUAGGUGGCUGGGGACUUGUAAUAGGCAGUUGGGGUUGACGAACUACUUUAGGAAAUGCAAUUUGUUAAGUCUCUAUGGGAGGCUAAACUGAAGGCUGGGAAACAGCGGGAAAAGGAAGGGACG